AGCUCCGGAUCUCGCCCUCCACCGGAUCUUGCCGGCCACACUCCGGAGGGACGGCUGGGGGGGAUAUCGGACCCUCCCCCCAAAGCUGGGGGCCCCCUCACCCGCCCGCCCCUCGGUCUGAUCCGUCUCUCUCCCGCUGCCCGCCUCCCCCCACGGCGAGCACCUGAAACACUAGGAAGCAGAAGCCGGCUGGAGCCGUAGACGAUCCGGGCCCAGCCCAGAGAAAUGGACAGUUGCUACGACCCAGCACUGGAUGGCAUUGAGUAUGAUUUCAAAUUCAGUCCCUCUAUUGUGGGGCCCAAGGGGCCAGCCCCAGGGACAGCUGAUGGCCCACCCUACCUGGUGAUUGUGGAGCAGCCUAAGCAGCGAGGCUUCCGAUUUCGCUAUGGCUGUGAAGGUCCUUCCCAUGGGGGACUGCCAGGUGCCUCCAGUGAGAAGGGCCGGAAGACCUAUCCUACAGUCAAGAUCUGUAACUAUGAGGGGCCGGCCAAGAUUGAAGUGGACCUGGUAACACACAGCGACCCGCCUCGCGCUCACGCCCACAGCCUUGUGGGGAAGCAAUGCUCGGAGCUAGGGGUCUGCACUGUGUCUGUGGGGCCCAAGGACAUGACUGCCCAGUUUAACAACCUGGGAGUCUUGCAUGUGACCAAAAAGAAUAUGAUGGAGAUUAUGACACAGAAACUUCAGAGGCAGCGACUCCGCUCCAGGCCCCAGGGCCUUUCGGAUGCUGAGCGGCGGGAGCUGGAGCAGGAGGCCAAGGAGCUGAAGAAGGUGAUGGAUCUGAGUAUUGUACGCCUGCGCUUCUCUGCUUUCCUCCGAGCCAGCGACGGCUCCUUCUCCCUGCCCCUGAAGCCAGUUAUCUCCCACCCCAUCCACGACAGCAAGUCCCCUGGGGCCUCGAAUCUGAAGAUUUCAAGAAUGGACAAGACAGCUGGCUCUGUGCGGGGUGGAGAUGAAGUUUAUCUGCUUUGUGACAAGGUGCAGAAAGUUCUCUCCCUAGAUGACAUUGAGGUUCGUUUCUACGAGGAUGAUGAGAAUGGCUGGCAGGCCUUUGGGGACUUCUCUCCCACUGAUGUUCACAAGCAGUAUGCCAUUGUGUUCCGGACACCUCCCUACCACAAGAUGAAGAUCGAGCGUCCUGUCACCGUGUUCCUGCAACUAAAACGCAAACGCGGAGGGGAUGUCUCAGACUCCAAACAGUUCACAUAUUACCCUCUAGUGGAAGACAAGGAAGAGGUGCAGCGGAAGCGGAGAAAGGCCUUGCCCACCUUCUCCCAGCCCUUCGGGGGCGGCUCCCACAUGGGUGGGGGUUCUGGAGGCUCCGCUGGGGGUUAUGGAGGAGCUGGAGGAGGAGGUGGCAGCCUCGGCUUUUUCCCCUCCUCCUUGGCCUACAGCCCCUACCAGUCCAGCGUGGCCCCAAUGGGCUGCUACCCAGGAGGCGGGGGCGGGGCGCAGAUGGCGGCCUCUACGCCCGGCGUUCACGCCACUGGAGAGGAAGCGAUGGAGCCGAGCGCGCCCCUGCGCGAGCCGCCCAACCCAGAGAUGCUGGCACGAGCCCGCGAGUACAACGUGCGCUUGUUUGGCCUGGCGCAGCGCAGCGCCCGAGCCUUGCUGGACUACGGCGUCACGGCCGACGCGCGCUCGCUGCUGGCGGGACAGCGCCACCUGCUGACGGCCCAGGAUGAGAACGGAGACACACCACUGCACCUGGCCAUCAUCCACGGGCAGACCAGUGUCAUAGAGCAGAUAGCCCAUGUCAUCUACCAUGCCCCGCAUCUCGGUGUCGUCAAUCUCACCAACCACCUGCACCAGACUCCCUUGCACCUGGCGGUGAUCACGGGGCAGGUGAGCGUGGUGAGCUUCCUGCUGCAGGUGGGUGCAGACCCUGCGCUGCUGGACAGGCACGGAGACUCGGCCGUGCACCUAGCACUGCGGGCUGGGGCUCCCGACCUGCUGCACACACUGCUGCGCAACGGGGGGCCUGCCAUGCUCCAGCUGCUGCACACAGCCGACUUUGAGGGCCUCUACCCGGUCCACCUGGCAGUCCGUUCCCGCAGCCCCGAAUGCCUGGAUCUGCUGGUGGGCAGCGGGGCCGAGGUGGAGGCUGCAGAGCGGCAGGGGGGCCGGACAGCCCUGCAUCUAGCCACGGAGAUGGAGGAACUGGGGCUGGUCACCCAUCUAGUCACCAAGCUUGGUGCGAACGUGAACGCCCGUACCUUUGCGGGAAACACCCCCCUACACCUGGCAGCUGGCCUGGGGUCCCCGACCCUUACCCGCUUGCUUCUAAAGGCCGGUGCUGACAUCCAUGCGGAGAACGAGGAGCCCCUGUGCCCACUGCCUUCGCCUCCCACUUCGGGCAGUGACUCUGAUUCUGAGGGGCCAGAGAGGGAAACCCGGAGCAGCUUCCGUGGCCACACACCUCUUAACCUCACUCGGAGCACCAAGGUGCGGACCUUGCUGCUGAACGCUGCUCAGAACACCACAGAGCCCCCUUUGACCCCACCCAGCCCAGCAGGGCCAGGGCUGUCACUGGGGGAUACCGCCCUGCAGAACCUGGAGCAGCUGCUUGAUGGGCCCGGAGCACAGGGCAGCUGGGCUGAGCUGGCCGAGCGGCUGGGGCUUCGCAGUCUGGUGGACACCUACCGCAAGACGGCUUCACCCAGCGGCAGCCUCCUGCGUAGCUACGAGCUGGCUGGAGGGGAUCUGGCUGGUCUGCUGGACGCCCUGUCCGACAUGGGCCUGGAGGAGGGCGUGAGACUGCUGAGGGGUCCCGAGCCCCGAGACAAGCUCCCCAGCACAGAGGUGAAGGUGGACAGUGCUUAUGGGAGCCAGUCGGUGGAACAGGAGGCUGAGAAGCUGGGUCCGCCACCUGAGCCCCUGGGAGGACUUUGUCAUGGGCAUCCCCAGCCUCAGGUGCACUGACCUGCUGCCCACCUACCAGCCCCUUUCCUGGGUCCCCUCUGUACAGCAUACCCACCUAUUUCAACUCUUAUUUAACACCCCAUGCCACUGCUCAGCUGGGGCAAAUAAAGGAUUCUGAUAGGAAGGGGGAGACCUGGUACUCUCCCCAAUUGAUGGCAA
Echinops telfairi (small Madagascar hedgehog) is the source of this 3081-nucleotide messenger RNA. It is a transcript of the gene NFKB2, whose product is annotated as nuclear factor kappa B subunit 2. NCBI's taxonomy places the organism in Eukaryota, Metazoa, Chordata, Mammalia, Afrosoricida, Tenrecidae. Bases 226 to 2922 code for a protein of 898 amino acids. Gene Ontology annotation, cellular component: cytoplasm. The record is from RefSeq and is a predicted model, not a curated record. Gene Ontology annotation, molecular function: RNA polymerase II cis-regulatory region sequence-specific DNA binding; protein binding; DNA-binding transcription factor activity, RNA polymerase II-specific. Gene Ontology annotation, biological process: innate immune response; non-canonical NF-kappaB signal transduction; inflammatory response. The transcript is spliced from 22 exons.